AUGGAACUGAACACGGAUGAACUGGAUGGUGCAAAUAAAGUUUGCGUCGUUGGAUCAGGAGCGUUGGGCCUCGUCGCGAUGAAAAAUCUCAUGGAGCAGGGCCUAGAAGUUCAGGCAUUUGAGAAAAAUGAACAUUUCGAUAUUACGCAAUGUAUUCAAUUUAGCACAUUGGUGACAAAUGUCAGACGCGAUGCGAAUGACAACGCCUGGCUAGUGUUCACCAGGAAUACCAGGACUAACUGGGAAGAAAUAAAGCGGUUCGGUAGAGUCAUAUUUGCGAUUGGCACCAACAGAAUUAAACAUCAACCAAAACUUGAGGGUAUAGAGACGUUCACUGGUGACAUCAUUCACUCACAGGAGUUGAAAGAUCUGAACAAAUACUCGGGGAAAAGGGUACUCGUUGUUGGGUCCGGCCCUACUGGGGCUGAUACGCUCCAAUUCUUGGAGGAAAUCGGCGCGAUGAAGCUGUACCUCAGCCAUAGAAGUGAGUUCACUGUGGUACCUCGAAUGAUUCGGGGUCGGCCACACGACCACUACAUUACCCGACGAAUGAUGAGCCUUUUCAGAAGCCUCAUCAGCUUCUCUCCGCGGUUUGCUUGUGCUCUUAUUAGUAGAGCGACUCGAAGUGCACAAAAGGCAGUCUUUCCCUUCCUGGCUUCCCAUAUGUCGCUUGCCAGACCCUGGAGUAGUGGCCGCGGAGUCUGCUUCCCAACGGGCUUGGUUGUCUCGGAUCACCUACCUUACCAAUUAAGAGACGGUAUUGUUGAAGCCGUGCCAGAGAUCCACAAAGUAAUAGGGCCAUGCUCUGUGGCUUGUGGAGAUAAGACAAUUACUAAUUUGGAUGCCAUCAUAUUCUGCACGGGGUACCGUCAUGAUUAUUCUAUUAUUGACGGCGCUGGCAACCCUGCGGACCCAGCAUUCGCAUCGGACCGGUUUGAAAGAUUCAACAACGCACAGUUCCGCAAAGCUAAUGAACAUUAUCCGAGAUUGUACUACGGUCUGCUUUCAGAAAGGUAUCCAAGUUCUUUAGCGAUUCUGGGAUUUAUUCUCACUGCUUAUGGCAGUGUUUUCGUUCAAUACGACUUGGCAACAAUGGCCCUAGCAUCCCUCUGGUCUGGUAGCUACCCAUUACCGUCUAAAGAAACAAUGAAGGAGGAAAUUGAUGCACACUAUGAGUUCGUAGUGAAGUCACUCGAGCGAGGUCCAAUGCCUUAUACUGGAUUCAGGGUUAAUGACAAAGCAGCGUACGAAUGGAUGAAUUUGGUAGCUGGCACAGGGAUCCACCAAAGAUUGGAAACAUGGGGUUGGGCGGGGUGGAGGUUUUGGUGGAGAAACAGGGACUUGUAUAAGCUACUGGUAAAUGGCAUUAAUGCACCAGCUGUGUAUAGGCUUUUUGACUCUGGAAGAGGCAGGAAGCCUUGGAAGGAUGCGAUGAAUAGCAUUGAAAGAACUCAGCAGGAGGUUAAAGCGAUUAAAGAGGCCUGGAAAGAUAAUAUUCCAGCGCAUGGAGUGGUUACUGACAGCUAA
Penicillium manginii is the source of this 1527-nucleotide messenger RNA. RefSeq lists its product as uncharacterized. The coding region runs from base 1 to 1527 and encodes 508 amino acids. Lineage: Eukaryota; Fungi; Ascomycota; Eurotiomycetes; Eurotiales; Aspergillaceae. The record is from RefSeq and is a predicted model, not a curated record. The transcript has 3 exons. Gene Ontology annotation, molecular function: NADP binding; flavin adenine dinucleotide binding; N,N-dimethylaniline monooxygenase activity.